CCGGCUGCUGGUGCUCCGGGUCGCCGCCGCCCGCCGCGCACGUGCGGCUGGGGCCGUGCACCGCAGCUCACGCGCCGCGGCCGCUUUUGUUGCGUCUGAACUUACGGCACCAUGCACACGCAGGGCUCGGCGGGCGCGGGCGACGAGCGCGCGGUUGGCAUCAUGGAUAUAUGUGAAUCAAUCCUGGAGAGGAAGUGGCAUGACAGCAAAAGGUCUAAGUGCAGCAUCUUGGAGCAGACAGACAUGGAAGCUGUUGAGGCUCUUGUUUGCAUGAGCUCUUGGGGUCAAAGAUCCCAGAAAGGUGACCUAUUGAAGAUAAGACCCCUCACACCUGUCUCUGACUCUGGGGACUUCACCACUACUGUGCAUAUGGACGCAGCCACACCUGAGCUACCAAAGGACUUCCAUUCUUUAUCAACUCUGUGCAUAACUCCUCCUCAGAGCCCUGAUCUCAUGGAGCCACCAACAGGAGCACAUGUUCCUUCCCAAGUAACUGAUUCCAAAGCAUGCAUGGUCAUGGCCAUCCCCUCAUCCUCUGCCGUGGCAGCCAGAGUGCUGAGCAGGAGAGCAGAGAGGGGCUUGCCAGGUUUGAAGCCAGAGCCGCUGGAGCCACCCCCCGGCCCCUCCUGCAGGGCUGUGCUGACAAGUGUGAUCCGACACACCGGGGAGAGUCCUGCCCCCGCCCACUUUCUUACUGCGCAGACUCAAGAACAACGAAUUUUCAGCAACACAGAAGGGAAAGCACAGUUUCUGGGACAUUUUGAAGCUUUGCAGGACACACACCUCGCAGGCAGUUUACUCAACACUAACUCAGUGUCCUGUCAGCCUUGCUUGCAUGAGGCUGGUGUCCUGUUCCCCACUGACAGAGGCCAGCAGGCGGGGUGGCCCGUUGCAGUUCAGACCUGCUCACCAAAGAAUUAUGAAAAUGACUUGCCAAGGAAAAACACCCCUCUGAUUUCUGUCCCUGUCCCCAGUCUCCCUGUCCUUUGCCAAAUGAUUCCUGUGACUGGACAAAGUAGCACGUUACCAGCUUUUUUGAAACCCCCUCCCCAGUUGUCUGUGGGGACUGUCAAACCCAUCCUACCCCAGGCUGCUCCAGUGCCCCAGCCUGUGUUCAUGGGACCACCUGCGCCUCAGGGAACUGUGAUGCUGGUUCUGCCCCAGGGAGCCUUCUCCCAGCCUGCCACCUGCUCAUCGAGUGUCAUGGCUGUUGGGAAUACCAAGUUCUUGCCCCUUGCCCCUGCUCCAGUGUUCAUUGCCUCCAGCCAAAACUGUGCCCCUCAGGUAGACUUUUCCCGAAGGAGAAACUAUGUUUGCAACUUCCCAGGCUGCCGGAAGACUUACUUCAAAAGUUCCCACCUCAAGGCUCAUCUUCGUACUCACACAGGGGAGAAGCCUUUUACCUGCAGCUGGGAUGGAUGUGAUAAAAAGUUUGCUCGUUCAGAUGAGCUGUCUCGCCACCGCAGAACACACACAGGGGAGAAGAAGUUCAUGUGUCCGGUGUGUGACCGGCGUUUCAUGCGCAGCGACCACCUGACCAAGCACGCCCGGCGCCACAUGACUGCCAAGAAGAUCCCAGGCUGGCAGGCAGAGGUUGGCAAACUGAACAGGAGUGCCUCAGCAGAGAGCCCUGGGAGCCCGCUCGCAACCACGCAGGCCUCCGCCUGAAAGGUUGGGGAGGCCAUUGCCUGUGGCAUUUUAAAAGCCUCUUUUUAGGAAUGGAACUGAUGGGUUCCUCUCCAAAAAAAAAAAAGAAAAAGAGGCUAGGGAAGGAUGGGGAGCUGGUUUAUUGAAAGUACGUUAACUUUUCUUUCUGGUUGGGACCCUGUUCAAUAUCUUUUGUAGUUUCGGAAUUUUUUUUUUUUUUUUUUCCAGGAAAUGGAAGAAAUUUGAUAAUCUAAAUCACCAGCAUUUAAACAAACAUUUUGGCAAUAAAGUUUAUAAAAUCUGGUUUUUUUACAACCUUUCCACUCAUGUUUUCUAGAGAUGAGACAGGGUACUAAUUUUUAUACUGUUUUUUAUAAAAAUAUUUAUACUGUUGGUGCUCAGAUCACCAGUUUCUAGAUAGAUGAUUUUACAGCCUUCUUUUCAGUGUUUAAUAACAAAGUUUUUACAUAAUGACCCUGCUUUGAGUAAACUUGGCACAUUUUCAGCCAAAAGAUAUGACAAGUUUUUUAUCAGGCUUUUUUCGAUCUAAGGAUUUUUUGGGAGUCAGAACUGGUUGAAUAAGGGGCUCUUAAAGAAAAGGGAAAAAUAAAUUUCACAAGCAACCUCUUCAUAACAUUUUGAAGGGAAAUUCCAGGAAACCAUUCCUGUAGCCUAAGGAACUAAAAUUUUGGUUCACCAGAACUAGUCACCUGUGUUCAUGGUGUGACUUGUGAAGGAUGUACCCCAGAGGGUAACUUAAGCUCUGGGUAGAUCCCAGUGACCAGGAGCUGCUGCAGGAUCUGAGUGUGCAUAAUAUUUGUCUUUUGGGCUGUUGUUCUGCUGAAAGCAAGCCAUUCCAUUUCCCAUUUGUACCUAAAACACCAAAAAAGAUAUGUAAACACUCAAACCCAGCCGCUUUGUCAGUUGUCAAUUGACUUCUUUUGAUGUGGCCUUAUCCAUACUACAUUGUGGUUAGAGUAACUUCUGAGAAAAAAAGGAAAUGUCCGUAUUGGCUGGAAGAACUUUCCACCAAAGUACAGCUUAUCUGAAGUGAGAUGCGUGUGCAGUCAGCUUGGAGCUCUGAUUCCUGUUAAAAUCUGUAGGAAAUGCGAGAUAUGCCAAAUGGCAGUAAUACUACCCAGCUGCCAUUUCAUUUUGUUUGAAAGAAAUUGUUUUGAUCAAAUAGGAAAUUACUUGGAAUGGUUUUUGUUUGUUUGUUUUUUUUUUUGUUUUGUUUUUUGUUUUCUUAGAAAAUAGAAUUUAGGCACCACUUUAAGCUGUGAGUACAUGUCCUAGAUAUACAAAACUGUGGCCUCCUGUGUCCAAGAAGCCACCAAAACUGGUUUUUCUAAGUGUUGGAAAUUCAGGCGACAGAGUAAAUGUAAGAACACAUGGAAUGUUGCACUACUUCGGUAGCCUGAGAAUAUUUUUUUAUUGUGCAGUAUGUAUUUAGAUUUUGUCCUUGUCUUUUAGUUAUUGGCAUUUACAUUUAUUAAAAUGAUGUUAAGGUGAAAUACUGAAUAUUAAAUAAAAUUAGGUUUUGUGUUGAGGUCUGUUUGGCCUGAUACAACGCUCGCCUGGCCAUUCAUUGUAUUCUUGAUUCCCAUUACGCUGCUUAGUAUCAACUCCUAUUUGACAGUUAUAUGUGUAUGUAUUUUUAGGAGGUUUUCAGGUUUUUGGACACUUUCAUAGGUGAGUAUUUCUGUUGUUAUGAGACAUAUACACUUGCAGGAGAACCAUAAUUGUACAUGGCUAUGUUUUUCCCCACCACCCCAGUCCCUUCUCCUACUCACCUUAAUUCAGCAUAAACAUUUUGACUAUGUGUAUGCCAUAAAUGGCAUCAAAUUUUGGUUUUUUCUUAUUGAUGAUAUACAAAGUAAUGUUAGUCCUACUAGUGUUCUGGUGGAUUAUAUAAGGUCUUACUUCAUUCUCUGAGCAGUGUUGUCUCUAAAGAAUAGAUUGUUGAAAAUGGUUUUUUUAAUUUAAGCCUCCGUUUCCUGAUUAGAUUUAGAAAUACCUUCUGUAAACGAUUUCACCCGUCUGUUUGUUGAAAGAUUAUAAGUUGGGAAGCAGUCCUGCCUGAAAAACAGUCUCCUGAGAACCAUCACCGUUGCUGGUGGUGGUUUCGGGCAGAGCCCUCCAGGACGUCCUGGGUGUGGGGGCAAAGCGUGGAGAGGCGGGGUCCGUGGUGCACUUUAUUGCCUGAGCAAUUUUGCUUCAUCUUUUUUGACUUGGAGCCUUUUAAGUAAUUUCAGUAAUAUUUUAAAUGUCUCAUAAUUAUGCUUUAUGUAUCAGACUUUAUUAUUUAAAUGAGUAUGUGUAUU
Molecule: messenger RNA, 3971 nt
Organism: Cynocephalus volans (Philippine flying lemur)
Lineage: Eukaryota; Metazoa; Chordata; Mammalia; Dermoptera; Cynocephalidae
Gene: KLF11
Product: KLF transcription factor 11
Exons: 4
Coding region: 112-1668 (518 amino acids)
Biological process (GO): regulation of transcription by RNA polymerase II
Molecular function (GO): DNA-binding transcription factor activity, RNA polymerase II-specific; RNA polymerase II cis-regulatory region sequence-specific DNA binding
Source: RefSeq, a predicted model, not a curated record